Messenger RNA from Spea bombifrons (plains spadefoot toad), 1193 nucleotides. Its product is annotated as sulfotransferase 2B1-like. Gene Ontology annotation, biological process: sulfation. The record is from RefSeq and is a predicted model, not a curated record. NCBI's taxonomy places the organism in Eukaryota, Metazoa, Chordata, Amphibia, Anura, Pelobatidae. The transcript is spliced from 8 exons. Gene Ontology annotation, molecular function: sulfotransferase activity. Gene Ontology annotation, cellular component: cytoplasm. The coding region runs from base 140 to 1003 and encodes 287 amino acids.
GGCAUUUAAGCAAGAUCCAGGCAGUGAGCUGGAAGCAAAGAUCACAUAAAGGCAUUUAAGGACAUCUAUCAAACUGAUUGGCGUCCUAAUUUAACGAGGGAAAGCAGCUGUGGACCCCGUUGAGCCUUACUCUACCUAAAUGUCUGAAUACAUCAAGUACAAAGGAACACUUUUCCCACAACUCUCCACUACCCUGAAGGACCUCAACUUUCUGGAAAAUGAAUUCCUGAUUCGGGACGACGAUAUAUUCAAUAUUACUUAUCCUAAAUCAGGUACCACCUGGGUCACAGAAAUUUUAAGCAUCAUACAUACCAAUGGAGACCCAACAUGGUGCAAUACUGUUCCCAACUGGGACAGGAUACCUUGGUUAGAAUCCCCAGAUGUGGCUGAAAAAUUGCAGGAAAACCAGAGCCAGCAACGGCUUAUCACCAGCCAUUUGGCAAAACACCUUUUUUGCAAAUCAUUCUUUGGUUCAAAAGCUAAGGUUAUCUAUACAGCCAGGAACCCGAAAGAUGUUCUAGUCUCACUUUAUUAUUUUGCAAAAAUGAGUGUUUUCUACGAGGAUCCAGAAAGUUUUGACGCCCUUUUUAAACAGUUUAUAACAGGCAAAUUGCCAUAUGGUUCAUGGUUUGACCAUGUUAGGGGAUGGAUGGAGAUGACAGGGAAAGAUAACUUCUUCUUUAACACCUAUGAAGAUCUUCAGAGGGAUUUGAGGGGCAGCGUUAUAAGGAUCUCUAAAUUCCUAGGAAAGUCGUUUGAUGAUGCGGUUAUCGACUCCAUUGUCGAAAAUGUCACAUUCAAUACUAUGAAGAAAAACAACAUGGCUAAUUUCACUAUGUUAUCUAGCACAUACAUGGAUCAAGAAAAGAGUCCAUUUUUGAGAAAAGGAGUCACUGGAGAUUGGAAGAACCAUUUCACUGUGGCUCAGAGCGAGUAUUUUGAUCAAGUCUACAAAGAGAAAAUGCAAGACCUUUGCGUGAAAUUUCCUUGGGAUAACAACUGAUUGAAAUAAUACUUUUAAAAAAAACUUUUUAAGCCGUUUCAGUUUGUCAAAACUUUUCUUCUAGAUAGAGGCAUGCCGUUACGUGCUUAUACAUUCAUGAUCAAUGCACAAUGAAUUUACAGUGAUAUUAAAAGUUGGUAUUAUAGAAAUUAAAUAUAUAUAAACAUUCACAUUUAUUUUACUAUUUCAU